This is a messenger RNA of Hyla sarda, 4335 nucleotides long. It is a transcript of the gene ARHGAP4, whose product is annotated as Rho GTPase activating protein 4. The record is from RefSeq and is a predicted model, not a curated record. Gene Ontology annotation, biological process: signal transduction; negative regulation of cell migration. Gene Ontology annotation, molecular function: protein binding. NCBI's taxonomy places the organism in Eukaryota, Metazoa, Chordata, Amphibia, Anura, Hylidae. Gene Ontology annotation, cellular component: cytoplasm.
CUCUCAAUGCAGAGGACACUGGCAGCAGCACUGGACACUGACUGCUUCACUCUGCAUAUUAACAGCACUGCACCCCUGUGCCAGGGCACUUCCUGCACUUGCAUUGCACACUGUCAGCACUGGGCACAGCACUUUUGCUGCACAGCACCUCGCCCUGGCACCUCUUGGCACAGCAUGAAGGUGCAGAGUCCUUUGCUCUGUGACCUGAAGCGGUUGUGUAGUGUCUGAGAUCGCACAGCUUCACCCCCCCCCCCCCCUUUUCCACCAGGACUCUGGACAACUCCAUUCAUCUGGACCCAGCACUCAGGGACUGGCAGCGAAACCUGAUUCUCUGCUGAUUCUGAGCUCAUGGAUAGGAGGUGGCGGCACUGGCAGUGAUAUGACAGAGGAGCAGUGAGUACCAGCCACUGAGGAAAAAAAAGGAAAAAAAAGAAGGAUGGCAUCUCAUGGGAGGCCAAGGAAGGACAGGACUGCAGACUACGAAAGUCAGUUUAAAGAAAUCCGCAGCCAGCUGAUUGAGCAGGGAAAAUGCAUCGACUCUCAGGUGGAGCACAGACAGCAGCUGCUGCAAGAACUGAGCGAAUUCCUGCGCAGGAAAGCGGAGAUCAACCUGGAAUAUUCCCGCAGCCUUGAAAAGCUGUGUGACCGCUUCUCAGCCAAAAUCCGCAACUCAAAGGAACACCACAGGAAGGAUCAGCCUCUUCUCCCGGUCAACUGCUUGUACAUGAUCCUAAACCACACACGCCAAGAAAGCCGGGACUAUGCCGCCAUCAGUGACGUGUACAGCUCCCAUCUUAUUCCACGUCUCGCGCAUACAGGGGAGGAUCUCGUCCGCCUCACGAAAAAGAGUAAAGACAUUGGCGCGCAGCAGCAGGAGGAUCUGAUGAAGCUGGUGUCUGAGUUGCAAGGGGCCAUGAAGACGUACCAGCUGUAUCACAAUGACUGUCUAAACUCUGAGCACAAGCUACGGGAGGCAGAGAAGCAGGACGAAAAGCGCACAGGCAAAGUAAGCGAGCAGACAGCAAGCUCCCCGGUGGCCGAGAGGGGGCCAAGACGUAGCUCACUGAAGAAGAGCGAGAGGCUGGUCGAGAAAAGGUUGAAAAAGUAUCUUGAGAACAGUCAAAAAUGCACAAAGGCCCGAAACGAAUAUCUCAUCAACUUGAACACGGUGAACAACAACCUCAAUAACUACUAUAUCAAUGACGUCAGUGACCUCAUCGAUUGCUGUGAUCUUGGCUUUCACCUGUCUCUCGGGAAGACGUUGCGAGUGUUCCUGCAGGCUGAGGAACGGGUCCAGGCCUCUCGACAGCAAGGUCUCCAGGCCAUUGAAGGAGCAGUUGAUAACUUGGAUGCACAGGCCGACAAAAACAAGAUGAUGGAGAUGCGAAGUGAUGCCUUCUGUCCUCCAGCACGAUUUGAAUUUCAGCCCCAUGAGGGCGAUGAGGUAUUGGAGGUCAGAUCUGAGCCACUUUUUCACCAGGAGCUUAUUACCAGAUUUCAGCAUAUUCAGUCCAGGAUGGAAAGGGAGCACAUAGAAACUGAAGAGGUGAACAAGACGCUUAAAGCUACUCUCCAGUCCCUAUUAGACCUCAUUGGAGCUGAUGACUUUGACUUGUCUGAUGCAUUUCAGUCCAGCCAGUCCACUGAAUCCUUAAAAUCUACAGGAUCAGACACCGGCAGUAAGACGGGCACAGCCAAGAGACGGGCCAACCAGCAGGACACGGAGACCUUCUAUGUUACAAAAUUACAGAACUAUCUGGCAGGGAGAAGCACUAUAUGUAAAUUACAAGCAAAGCGAGACCGGCUGAAGGAAGCCAUAGACAAAGCUGCUGAGUCACACAGUAACAUCUCUGGGCUGCAGUCGAACACCAGUAAGUCUCAAAGGUCGAGAAGGCAGAGACCGUCCUCCCAGUAUAACCACAAACUGUUUAACGGGGAUUUGGAGGAAUUUGUGCAGAGUUCAGGAGAAGCCAUACCACGUGUAGUGUCCAGCUGUAUCCGCUUCAUAAACCUGCACGGUCUACAGCAUGAGGGUAUAUUCCGUGUUCCGGGCUCACAGGGCCAGGUGAAUGAGAUCCGCAGUGCCUUUGAAAGAGGUGAGGACCCAUUGGACUCCAACUACACAGUGAAUGAUGUGGACUCUGUGGCUGGGGUCCUGAAGCUUUACUUCCGAGGACUGGAGAAGCCACUAUUUCCAAAUAACAUGUUUCAUGAAUUGCUGUCCUCUCUACAACUGGAGAUCCAUGAUAGAGUUCCACACUUGAAGAAGUUGGUGUCACAGCUCCCCCCUACUGUCUCCCUUGUCCUAAGAUACCUCUUUGCCUUCUUAAACCAUUUGUCCCAGUACAGUGAUGAGAAUAUGAUGGAUCCAUAUAACUUGGCCGUGUGUUUUGGUCCAACAUUGGUUUCCAUCCCUGAUGGCCAGGACCCAGUGUCUGUUCAGGCUCAUGUCAAUGAGGUUGUGAAGACCAUUAUCAUUUACCAAGAACGGAUAUUCCCAGGGCCAACGGAAUUGGAGGGUCCUGUGUAUGAGAAGUGCAUGACAGUGGAGGAGGAUGAAGAAUACUGUGAUACUCUAGCCCUGGAGGCUACCAUUGAAGAAAGUGAUCAGGAAGGACAGCAGGAAAUGGCGAUCAGUGAGGAUGAACUGGACACAAUUGAGGCUUUGGCAAAGUUUGACUACUCAGCUCGAACCCCACAGGAGCUCUCAUUCAAAAAGGGAGAUUCAAUCGUUCUGCACAGCAAGAUGUCUGGCGAAUGGUGGAGAGGGGAGUUGGCAGGGGUGCGGGGUCUCGUACCACACAAGUAUAUCAACAUUCCCGAAGGAUCGGAGAAAAAACUGGAACAACGUGCCCUCAAGAAGGAAGGAGAGGCCAGCACUGCUGUGACCCCUGAGGAUAUUUUGGUUGAACCUAGCAGGUUACGAGUUAAUUCAGACAGCGCAUGCUCCCCCAGAAAGCGCAGUGAGGGAAGCCCUAUCCGAAAAAUCAACCCAUUCAUGGAGGCUCAAAGAAUACCUUUCCCUAUGGCUCAUCCUGGUCCAAGGUUGCUAGGUCACAUUGAAAGAAUACCAGGAGAGAGAAGGAACCACAUGGAUGGCACACCUAAGGGCCCAUCGGCACUGAAAUCCUGGCAGAGUGAACGUCCAACCAUAGAAGUAGAUAAGGACGUGACGAAAAACAUGGACAGUGUUUUCAGAGAGCUGCUGGGUAAAGCAGCGCAGAGACAAGGUGUCCUGGAGGAAGUAAGUGAACCCACCAAAGCAGGGAAGCCGCGGGAGACUAAAUCUAAUGCACCGAGUGCAUGCGAGCCGCUACGCGGAAGCCCAGCGGGCAAAAAGGGACCUCAAGGAAGGAACGUGUUUCGAAGAUGAAUUUUUUUUUUUAAAGAUUCGGGGAUCAAGAAGGAGAAAGUAGAAUCCAUUCAUUUCCACAAGCCUCAUUCAGCCUGGGCGCAGAUCGGUAUUGGAGUCCUGGACAAUAGAGGAGUGAAGGACGUGUGUUCGUCAUUAACCCUACAAGCUCCCCUGCGUUUGUUUCCGUGUAUUGGUCUAUGUUACUGCCAUGAACAAAAGCACAGUCGUGUGAAGCUAAAUGGAGCUUCUCGUCUCCUCCCGUCCCAAAAAGAACCAGCAUGGGCCACCGUCCAAUCUAUUGGGAAGCACCGGGGAUAGAAGUACCUACCGUACAUAUAUAGACUGUGUUGGCUGCUGAAAGCAGCGCUGACCCCUAUCCAAGUCCACAGCCUCCAUUUUUAUCCUACUGGCAUUUAGGUCUCCUGGCAUCCAGACCAGGCUCCUAACUAGCAGAACGAUACCAGCAAGGUGGCACAAGCACAGUCCAUAACACCACUAAAGAGCCCUGAUCUUUUCUAGUGACCCUACAGUCAGCCAGCAUUAAUUUCAUAGGUGACCUAUAGGAACGAACUGGACGCCUUUUCAGUUACUUGCCGGACGAUGAGAGUCCGUAGACUUUUUCGGUACUUACCGGGCAGCUUUCAUGUUACUCGGAGACCGAGGAGCCAUUGACGCACAGUAGGGGUUUAGUUGCUUGAAGGAAACGGCACAGUGUGUAGCACAGGCGCUGACGAAUACGACAUGUAGGCGAUGCAGAUACGUGUCACUAGGUGGCGCCGGCUGCACUAUUUUACGUUCUCUUCCUGACGUUCCGUUGAGUGCAAUAUGUUCCGUAAUACCUUAAAGAUGCAUGUAUGACCUCGAUGACUGCAAAUAUCCAACUGCUUAGAAGCACAUUGUCUGUCCGUAUCUAUAAGAGGCUAAUAAUGCCAUCUUCUUGUACCCAAUGAAAGGGCUUAUUGAAAAUGAAGGCACUCUUU